AUGAACUUGAGCCCCCGGAGCGCGUACGAUCCAGCUGCGCCCGCUGGCGGCGCAUCGCCAUUGCCGCCAGCGCCGAUUCAAUUCCGCCUCUGCCUCCCACAGCGCCGCCGGAGAGUAUUAAAUUCCAUGGUGGAAUUGCAUAUAGGCUCGACCGCCGGCCGGAUUUUAGAGAAACGACUGGAUGGGGAAGAAAGCAAAGAGCAAGAGUCUAGCCAUGGAGCCAAACCGGACACCCCUGUUCAUAAAUCUGCAGGAAGUGAAUCACAGCCGAAGCAGGACUCGAAUCUCAGGCUGACAAAUAUAUCAGAACAUGUGGGAGAAGCUCCUCAACCCAUAGGAGAUCAGCAACUAUUUUUAGCUCUUGUUCCAAGUCCAUCUCACCUUCCACUCAAUACUCAAUCUGAAACCAAUGUGAUGGAUAUAGGUGAAGAUUCAAGUCAGCUGUUGGGUAACAAGAUUGAUACUCUCAUGGUUAAAUAUCAGAAAAGGAAGGGAUGGAAAAUGAAGAGUAAGGUGCUUAAUGAUGUUGUGGCUGGUUUCCCUCAGAAAACAGAAAGAGGAGUGAGGGAGGUUUACUGGGGAGAAGGUUUUUGA
Striga asiatica is the source of this 594-nucleotide messenger RNA. NCBI's taxonomy places the organism in Eukaryota, Viridiplantae, Streptophyta, Magnoliopsida, Lamiales, Orobanchaceae. The record is from the annotation of a GenBank genome assembly.